Diachasma alloeum is the source of this 398-nucleotide messenger RNA. Its product is annotated as histone H4. Lineage: Eukaryota; Metazoa; Arthropoda; Insecta; Hymenoptera; Braconidae. The coding region runs from base 42 to 353 and encodes 103 amino acids. Gene Ontology annotation, molecular function: DNA binding; protein heterodimerization activity; structural constituent of chromatin. The record is from RefSeq and is a predicted model, not a curated record. Gene Ontology annotation, biological process: nucleosome assembly. The transcript has a single exon. Gene Ontology annotation, cellular component: nucleosome.
UAGUUUAUUCAGUCUUGACGUGUUCUUUGAACUAAAGUAAAAUGACUGGUCGCGGCAAGGGAGGAAAGGGAUUGGGAAAAGGAGGAGCCAAGCGCCAUCGUAAGGUACUUCGUGAUAACAUCCAGGGAAUCACCAAGCCAGCUAUCCGUCGUCUCGCUCGUCGAGGUGGUGUGAAACGUAUCUCUGGUCUCAUCUACGAAGAGACUCGUGGUGUACUCAAGGUGUUCCUUGAGAACGUCAUCCGUGAUGCAGUCACUUACACCGAACACGCCAAGAGGAAGACCGUUACGGCUAUGGAUGUGGUCUAUGCUCUGAAACGUCAAGGACGUACUCUCUACGGAUUUGGAGGUUAAGCUCAACUUUACGGAACAAAAAACAAUCGGCCCUUUUCAGGGCCA